Molecule: messenger RNA, 7074 nt
Organism: Drosophila rhopaloa
Lineage: Eukaryota; Metazoa; Arthropoda; Insecta; Diptera; Drosophilidae
Product: kinesin-like protein KIN-7O
Exons: 12
Coding region: 124-6402 (2092 amino acids)
Biological process (GO): microtubule-based movement; mitotic cell cycle
Cellular component (GO): microtubule
Molecular function (GO): plus-end-directed microtubule motor activity; ATP binding; microtubule binding
Source: RefSeq, a predicted model, not a curated record
UUUUGAAGCGGUAUUUGUUCGAAUUUGUCAGAGCAACAAAGAUGUCGAUAAUUAAGCUUUCCUAAAACAUUAGAAUCUGUUCAUGUCCGUAUCGUAAAUUGUUGAUAUUAAGAAACCGCAGAGAUGUCCGCGAAGAACGCCAACUCCAUCCAGGUGUGCAUCAAGGUGCGUCCCUGCGAGCCCGGGCUCACCUCCCUCUGGCAGGUGAAGGAGGGCUGCUCCAUUCACCUGGCUGACAGUGACGCGGAGCCCUGUGUCUUCGACUACGUCUUCGAUGAGAGCGCCAACAACCAGGAGGUGUUCGACCGGAUGGCCAAGCACAUCGUGCACGCCUGCAUGCAGGGCUUCAACGGAACUAUUUUUGCCUACGGCCAGACGUCGUCGGGAAAGACCUACACGAUGAUGGGCGACGGCCAGAACCCGGGCAUUAUGGUGCUGGCCGCCAAAGAGAUUUUCCAGCAUAUCUCUAAUGAGACAGAGCGCGACUUCCUGCUGCGCGUGGGCUACAUCGAGAUAUACAAUGAGAAGAUCUACGACCUACUGAAAAAAAACAACCAUGACCUGAAGAUCCACGAGUCCGGACACGGUAUUGUGAAAGUGAACUGUGAGGAGUGCAUCGUGACCAGCGAGGACGAACUUCUGAGCCUUCUCAGCAAGAAGAACAAGGAACUCACCGUGGGCGAGAGCAACGUGAACGAGCGAACCAGGCACUCGCACGCUAUCUUUCGGAUUAUUAUCGAGUCCCGGAAGUCUGAACACAGUGACGACGACACCGUAAUCCAGAGCGUGCUAAACCUAGUGGAUCUUGCUGGAUCGGAGCGGGAGAAUCAGACGGGUGCCCGAGGGUGCCAAAGCCUGCUUUUUCUCAGCAACGUGAUAAAGAGCUUGUCCGAGAACGCGGACAAGUUUAUUAGCUUCCGCGACUCCAAACUAACGCGCAUCCUGCAGGCUUCGCUUGGCGGCAAUGCCUUCACCUCGAUUAUCUGUACAAUUAAGCCCUCGAUCAUGGAGGAGUCUCGGUCCACCCUGAGCUUCGCCUUGCGCGCGAAGAAGAUUCGCAUUAAGCCGAAGGUGAACGAAAUAGUCUCCGACACGAUGAUGAAGCUGCUAGACCGUGAAAUUAAGGUGCAUAAGGACAAACUUGCUGAGGAGAAGCUAAAAAACGAGAGUCAAUUAAAGGUGCAGGAUCUGGAGCAACGUAUUAAGCGCGACAUGCUUAAAAUCAUUUCAAGCAACUCGCUAAACGAACAGCGCAUGCAAAAGCGGCGGCGGACUUGGACCUGUGGGAUAUCGGGCCCCGAGGCGGAGACUGCUGUAACUUUAUUGCCCACUUUGCCAGAGGAAUCUCGCCUGCCCCGGCCAUCGAAGAUGUCUAACCUACCGAAGCCAACGUUUUUAUCUAACUCUAACCAUUCAAGUCGACGGGAGAUUGCUCUUAAAACCAUCAGCCUCCAUCAAUCUGUGAAGGAGAAAUUAAUACCACCUGUUAGUAUGGACUUAAUACCUGCACUGCCGAAAUUGUUGGAAAAAGAAGCGGUGAGAAGUAUUCCCUCAGUAACCUGUGAGGUGCCCAAAAAGGAACAGAAGUCCUCCCAAAACUGCGAUGCCCUGCAGGCCGAGGUCUCUGCUCUUACUGCAUCCAACCAGGUAGCGAAUGAGAAGAUCGAGAAGUACGAGGAGCAGGUGAAGACGCUAAAGGAGACCAUCGAGCGGCUGGAGAUGGAUAAUCGUGAGGCGGUGAAUCUAGGGCUUCGCUUCGAGUCUCACAAGACCAAGUCCAAGCAGCUGGAGACCGAUCUGCUCUCGGCCCUCUCCGAAAGGGAUUCUACCAUCGAAAGCCUGCAGCAGUCCCUCAAGGAGCUGUCUCGGGAUGUGCUGCUCAACAGCAAGGAGGACCACCUGCGCUCGAUGUGCCCUGAAAUAGAGUCCAGCUGCGAGAGGAUCUGCAACAAGUGCCAGGAGUUGGAGCACCUCUUGCCCAUUGCGGACGCCACGGGACUGGAGACGAUUGCCUGCCAGUGUGAUCAGCUGCGCUCUGAGAUCGCUGCCACGCGAACCAAAUUGGAAAGCGUGCAGUCAGCUUUCAGCGAGGUCAGCUGCGAGGUAUCCCAAAAGACCACUGACUGCGAGCGUCUCUCCAGGCAGAUAUCCACCGCCCACGAUGACUUUGGACUGCUGCAGGCGAGGUACGACACCCUGGAGCACCAGUGGCAGGGUCAACAACUGGCCAUCGAGAAGAUGGAGGCUGAGUACAAUGCCAUUCAACAGAAGUACCAAAAGCUGCAGGAGGAGUACGAUAAUCUGGGUCUUAGGUCCGAUGAACAGUGCCAGCAACUGCAGGCUGACAACGCGAAACUGCAGGCAGAAAUUGUGACUCUAAAGACUAGAGUGGAGGAAGCCCAGCGCAAGCUGUUGGAAGCUCCGAAUCCGGAAUCUCUUGCCGAGGAGUUCAAGGCACAAAAUCAAGAGCUCAAGGCGCAACUCUCCGAUUUGCAGUCCAAGUUUAAAGAGAUCCAAAACGAAUACGACUGUCUCUCCAACCAACUAAUGGAAAGUGUCCAGGAGAACGACGCCCUCCGAGAAGAGCUCAAGCAGCGGCCCUCGAGUUUCGACGUGGACUCCAUGAAGAGUUCCGGUGUGGGCACUGAGUGCAGCGAUCCGGAGCUCGACCUUGAUAGUGAUCUUCUGCAGCAGUUUAUCCAGCUGUCUGAGUCCAUCCAGCAGAUUGAACUGCACCACCAUUCUGGCUGCAGUCGUCUCUUUAAAGCCAUCAAUCUGGAACAGGAUCAAAACGCGACUGGCGUUAAGCUUUGCCUUGAGUCUGCAGAGUAUAUAGAGAGUGACACUCGCCAGCUAGAUACAUCCGACUCCGUAUGCCUCAAAGGUUCUUUCAAGCGACACAGGUUCCAGAUUGUGCGACUAAGUCAGGAACAGGUGGAUAUGGAAGAAGAGAAAGGGCUUCGCAAUGUAAUUACCCAAUUAGAGCAGGAAGUCAAAGAUAAAAUGACGCUGAUAGGUGACGCGGAAGCAACUAUUAAUGAGAUGCGCGAGGAGAUGAUCAGCCUGGAAUCUGACCUUUUGGAUAAGAGUAUCAUAGUGAACAAGGUGGACGACUACCACCGCCAGAUCGAAUCUCUGGAGAAACAGAAUGCGGAAAUGUCGAUUGUUUACAAGGAACUGCAGGCUACGGUAUCCAGGCAAAGCUCUAUGAACGAGAGUUCGCUCGAAAUUUCGCCUGACGAUGAAACGCUAAUAGCCUGUCCUCCAUCUCCCAAUAACAAAGAUCUCGAAUCGCAGGAAGUCAUAACACUUAAGGCAUCCCUUGCUGAACUGAGAACCAAGGUGUGUGAUCUGCAGUCCGAGCUGGAAAGUCAAUUAAAGCAGAUGCAGCUGAGGGACAGUAAAAUUGCCAAGCUGCAGACGGAUAUAGAAGAAAUGGGCGAGCGCUGCUUAUCAAUGGAGCUUAAGGUUGCAGAGUUGGAAGAAGAAGGCCACCAAAAGCAGGAAUUACUAGAUCGCCAGGCGCAGAAGCUGUCCGAUGACCUACGCAUCAUCGACCAGCUGCAGGAGAGAAAUGCGACUCUCGUUGACCGCAGCAUCAAAGCUGAGGAAUCUCUGAAACUGGAGAGGACGAAACAGGAGCAGACAAUCGUUUCCUUCGAAUAUGAAAAACAAAUCCAGGAGCUCAGUGAAUCAUUAAAGAGGGCCAAAGAAAAUGUAUGUAUUCUAGAGAAGAAAAAGACGGAUGAUAUUAAUGCAAUACAGCUGGAGUAUAUGGUGAAGAUGGAGACGAGCGAGAACGAGAAUCGCACCAAGUUCCGCGCGUACAGCCUGGAGUUGGAGGAGAGUAAGGAUCACUAUGAGAGCAGUGUUGCCGCUCUGAAGGAUCAGCUAUCGAAGGCCGGGGAGGAGCUCUCCAGUGUUACAACUCGUUGUCAGGCGGAAUUGGAAGGGAUUAAAGUUACUCUUCAAGAAAAGAUUACUCAGGCCGAGGAGGAAAGGAACAAACUGACUACGAAGCACCAGGCGGAGCUCGAAAAAAUAAAAGAACUCCUAAAGGAAAAACUGGCUGCGGCCGAAGUGAAACAGGCCAAGAUUGAAGCUGAUUACAAGGCGGAAAUUAGCGAUGUGCGAGUCACAUUGAAGGAGCAGCUAAGUCAAGCGGAGGAAGAGCGAGAAAAGGCAUGUUUAAAGCUUGACGAGCUGAUAAAAACUCUAGAGGAAAUGGAGUGUCAGAGAAGCGCAAUGAAAGAUACAAUUGCUGAGCUGGAGGAAGCGAAACAUGAUCGGGAAAUUGCCUUCGAUAAAUUGAAAAUCGAGAAAAUUAAACUCGAGAAGAUGUACGACAAGUCCCAGGAACAGCUACAAAGGCAAUUUCGCACUCGAGAUCAGAAUAGCAUGGAGGCACAGGCACAAAGUGAACGACUUGAUGGGCUACUGGCCUCGUCGAAUGAGAAGAUCACUGAACUCCAGGAAAAGUGCGAGCAGCAGGUUUUGGAAUUGGAUAAAUUGAGGCAGGACAAGAUUGCCUUGGAGACUGAGAUUCAGAAGGUCACUGCAGAGCACUCGAGCACCCUGACGAAGCUUCAGGAACUUAAAUCGGAAACGGAUACUCUAAACAGUAAGAUGCUGGAGAAGUCUCAUUUAGAGGACAAGCUUGAGACUUUCACGGCCAAGAUAAGCGACCUCGAAGAAGCGCUGCAUGGUGCGAAAGUCAAACUUCUUGCCAAUGACGAUCUGGUUUCCCAGCACGAUCGGCUGAAAAUCUGUCUUUCCGAGGCAAAUGUAUUGUCGUCCAAUACGCAAAAGAAGGUGGAUCGCCUGCAUUUGGAACUGCUUACUUUGCAGGACGGAAUCGCUACUCGAGAUGUAGAAAUGGAGCAGCUUCGCUCGGAACUGAAGUCCGCCCUGGAUGCAAAGGCUACUGCAAGCACGGAACAACAAGUUCUGGUAACGCAGCUCAAAGAAAUCGAGGAGAAGAUGUCAACCCAGGCAGAAAAGUUCAAACGCGAGAUGGCCGAUCUCAAGGGUUCAAUGAACGAGCUGCAGCUGAAACUUAAAUCCCUGCAAGAAACAAAAGAUAAUCUUGAGGCUGGAAAUGAGGAUCUUAAACUAAAGCUAACAAACUGCCACAAUCUAGAGAACAUGCUAAAAGAGGAGCAAUCGCUAAGUGCCUCCCUAAGAGAAAGUAUAGACAAACUGGAACGAUCCAAAAAUAACCUCGAAGAGCAAAUACGAACCAAGGAAGCAGAAGUGGAUCAAAGAUUCAUGGAGUUGAGGCGGGAAGUGGAGCUAGGUCGAAAUAAUACCGGAGAAUUGGCCAAGGAGUGCGAAAAGCUGCACUCGGAUCUGGAAACCAAAACUGAUAACUUCCAGAGAGAAAAAAAAAACUUGGACUCAGUUAUAUUAGCUCUGCAAAACGAUAAACAACAGCUGGAGGAAAAGCUUACCAUUCUUAUAAAGAAGGAUGAAGCUAAUGCUGGACUGAAGGCUCAAUUGACAUCCACCAAGGUAGAACUUACAUCUCAGCAAGAAGCCUCGACUAAUCUCAAAUUAGCUAUGGAAGCGGCCAAUAAUAAAAGUCUCGAAAUGGGUCAGAAGUUUAACGAUCUCUCAGGGGAAUGCGAAAAGCUACGAUCCGAUCUGCAAUUCAAAGAGUCUUGUUUCUUAAUGGAAAAGGAUAAGUUAGACGGCACUAUUUCUGAUUUAUUGAAAAACAAGCACAUCCUGGAGAAAAAUCUUAGUGCGCUAAACGAGAAACACACAAAGGAAUGCGAAAAACUGCGACUAGCUCUGUUGAAAGCCGAUGAGGCAGCAUUUGCAUCUCUUCAAGAGUCUUCGAAUAAGCACCAACUAGCCAUGAGAGCGGCCAAUAAAAAAAGCCUUGAAAUGGGGCAAAAGGUUGAUGAACUCACAAAAGAAUCGGAGAAGCUACGAUCAACCCUGAAAUCUAAGGAAACCAGUUUUCGAACGAAGAAGGAGCGCAUGGACGGCACCAUUUGCAGUCUAUUGGAAGACAAGCGCAAUCUCGAGGAAAAGCUGUGCUCGCUCAGCGAGAUGACGACUAAGCUUGAGUUUGAACUGGCGGCUUUGCAGGCGCCUAAAGUGAACGUGAACUUUGUGUCGAGUCCGCCCAACGGAUCGUCGACUUCUGCAACUGAUUUGGCCGCCAAGAAACCCCUAGAUCGCAACGCUAGUACCAGUGUGGCAAAGAAAUCGGCCAGCAUAGAGUCCACAGUGCGAAAGAAUCGACGGAUCACGGCUUAUGAUGAGCACCGAAAGCAGUCGUGCUGGAACGACUUUAGGGAUGGCGGUACUAUGACCGAAUCCAUGGACAACAAUUGCAAUUGUGCUGAGCCGAGCUGCAAACACAGACUGAAUCAGGACUGGAGACAAUCCUAAGAAAGACAAACAUUGAGUUAAAAGAUGAUCAUCGCAUCAGCAAGUUGAAGAUAACAGUGAAGCAACCCAAGAUCAAUAUAAGUUCCCUUACAAAUGCCACUUAAGAUGCAAUGCAAAUCACAAAAAAGAGGGAAAUCGCAACUCUGCGAGAAAAAUACGAGUACAAUAGGGGGAUCGUGCAGCUCCGUAAUAAAUAAUAGAGUGAUCCGGAAAGCAGCCAAAUAAGUCACUUAGGAAGUUAUUCAAGUAUUAAGUUAUAUUGUUAAGUGUUAUCCUGUCAAGGGUGGAGUUUAAAUUUAUAAUUCUUUAUUUCUGUUUAUGUUCUUUUUUAUAUGUUAAGUAUCUGUCAUUAGUCGCUAUUAAAAAUUAUCUGAACAAAAGUGAUCAACAAAUUCUGUAUUCGCCAUUAGAUUUAUAAGUCAGUUCGAAAGCGAUUAUUACUUGGAAGACUUAAACGGCAGUCUUUAUUAAAUAAGGCAUUGUAAUUAAUAGCAAUAUUAAUUUAUUUUAAUGGUAAAUCAUUGAUUAAACAACGAAUUUAUAAAAUUUUUGGUUUGCUUUUUUCCUUAAGCUCAAGACUGUUAUCCGUAAUUCUGUAUGGUUCGAGCUUGGAACUAUUUUGAUAUUAAAUAAAUACAGCUUACAUACAUAAAAAUGUAUCAUAAGUUUAUA